Molecule: messenger RNA, 2547 nt
Organism: Pyricularia grisea
Lineage: Eukaryota; Fungi; Ascomycota; Sordariomycetes; Magnaporthales; Pyriculariaceae
Exons: 3
Coding region: 349-2178 (609 amino acids)
Biological process (GO): ergosterol metabolic process
Cellular component (GO): endoplasmic reticulum membrane
Molecular function (GO): ergosterol O-acyltransferase activity
Source: RefSeq, a predicted model, not a curated record
GUCAAAAGAAAGAUUCGGACAAACGAGCGACCCCGCUUCGGUUGUCGUGGCUUCUACUAUAUAACCAACGCCUAACUGGGCCGAGUUCCGUUGAUUCCGUCAUCCGUGGUAUCCUCUCCAGUUUUGUUUCACUAAAAAAGAUAAGACAGCAAACGGUGCCAAGGGUUGAUCAUCUGGCAAACUUUCUUCAGUAGCUCUUGGAUACUAUACAACGACUGCAAACGCCAAAAGUGGUUUUUUUCGCGCUAUCUUAGCCUAUUGUUUCCCAGACGCCGGUUUUUCUUCAACCGUCUGGUGUGUGUGUGCGCGCGCGAGCGCGAAGAAACAGAGCUGCAGAAAAUUCGUUACAUGCUUCCGCUUCGCGUUAUCAACCUGCCGCCCACCCUUAAGACGAUGUCAACCACAUCAGCCGAGCUCCUGAAUGGAGCCAACGGCCGAGUAAAUGACCACGAUCAUGUCCUUCGACCCCGUCCACGCAAGCCGUUGCAUUCGCAACUGUCCCAAAUCAGCAACGCCUCGGAUACCGGUAGUACCUUUGAUGCUUCAUCAGAACACGGCGCAAGUAUCAGUAGCGGCCGGUCAACGCCGGUCCCCGAGGACGCUCCCCCGUCGGUUAAAAUCCUAUCAACGGCGCGCCAGCAGGUCCGGCGAGAACAACGUGAAAUCCAACGCAGCCAUCGGCGCUUGUUCCCGCCGACAGACUUCGAGUCUCGUUUAUCCCAUCUCGACCCGAACAGCGACUACCGUGACUUCCAUGGCUUCUUCAACCUAUUCUGGAUCGGGCUUGCCAUCAUGGCCAUUACUACCAUGUUGCGAAACAUAAAAGACACGGGGUAUCCGAUGAGAGUUCAGAUCUGGGGACUGUUCACCGUGAAGGUUUGGGAGCUCGCGUUGAUAGAUGCAGCCAUGGUAUUGUCUACCUAUGUUUCACUGCCGCUGCAUCGCGUCUUCCGCGCUGCCCCUGCCGGGUCUUUGCUGACCUGGGCCCGUGGUGGUAUGGCUAUAAUGAGCAUCUACGAGGUUUUGUGGCUGGCCCUGUGGGUUGCCACCCCUUUCCUCCUCGACUGGACUUGGACUGCACAGGUAUUCCUGUUGCUGCACACCAUGGUGCUUCUGAUGAAGAUGCACUCAUACGUCUUCUACAAUGGCCAUCUUUCGGAAACCGAGAAACGGCUGCGAGCUCUUGAUAACCCCUCAACAGCCUCCAAGGCACCGGCCUACCUCUAUCCAAGUGAGAAUAAGGUAGCUAGUCCUAAGCGCACAACAGCUCCCAAAUUUUUCCGGGACAACAAGGCGGACGAGUCAACCAGACCUCUCGAGGUUUCCAAGCUCUCCAAUGAUGUGGAUGAUCGCGUAGGGGGUGACUGGCACGUCGACGGUGAGGACGACGACAUUUCGCAGCUCCGCGAGGACCUUGCGCGUGAGCUUACCAGUCCCAUGGGGAACACGGCCUACCCGCGCAAUCUGACAUGGUCCAACUACGUCGACUAUCUUCUUUGUCCUACACUGUGCUACGAACUCGAAUAUCCGCGCACCGAAAAGGUUGACUGGCAGUCACUCAUUAGCAAAAUCAUCGCUGUCUUUGGUUGCAUCUUUCUUCUGACCAUUGUCAGCGAAGAAUUCAUCCUGCCUGUCCUCAUCGAAUCGUCUCAGCGCCUCGCGGUCCCAGGCAUGUCGGCAUCCGAAACCAUUCUUAUCCUGUGCGAGACGAUCUCGUGGCUCCUCUUUCCGUUCAUGGUCACAUUUUUGCUUGUCUUCCUGGUCAUCUUUGAGUACGUACUGGGUGCAUGCGCCGAGAUUACACGGUUUGCAGACCGACGCUUCUUCGCCGACUGGUGGAACAGCACCGACUGGAUGGAAUUCUCACGCGAGUGGAACGUGCCCGUCCAUGCAUUCCUCAGGAGGCACGUCUAUGGCGCAAGCAGGCCUCACAUUGGCAAGCCAUAUGCGACACUUAUCACAUUUUUGAUCAGUGCCAUCGGUCACGAGAUCGUUAUGGCUUGCAUCACGAAGAAGCUGAGGGGUUACGGGUUGGUGUGCCAGAUGUUGCAGCUUCCCAUAUUUGCACUGCAGCGUACAAAGUGGAUCAGAGGAAAGCACACAGCCAACAAUGUGUUCUUCUGGUGCUCCAUGAUCAUGGGCCUUAGCCUGAUGUGCUCCCUAUAUGUGCUCAUAUAGCGACUGAAAUUUUGUCUUUCGCUGUUCUUGCAGGUUAUAGCAACCAUGCUCCGAAUAACUUGACCUAUUGACCAGAAUUGCCUACUGUAGUUCUAGUUCUCAUAUAACGGCAAAAAAACUGCUUGUCACUUUUCAUCAAUGUCUUUCGCUAUGUUGGAGUUGGGAGACAGCCUAAGAAUACCCCUGGGAGGUUUCAUUUAUACUGUUAGUUUCAUCAAGAGGGGCCGGUUUCUCUUCUCAAGGUCCGCUUCAAGACUAGAUCUUGUACCAGGAACUCGCGUCUUGCCCUGUGCUGAGUGAUCAGGUGAAUCAUUACUCAAAUAUCUGUAUUAUAAGUAGCAUAACGCUGGCGCGCUAUGAAUAAAUACC